This is a messenger RNA of Malus domestica (apple), 369 nucleotides long. The record is from RefSeq and is a predicted model, not a curated record. Lineage: Eukaryota; Viridiplantae; Streptophyta; Magnoliopsida; Rosales; Rosaceae.
CUCUAUUUAUACAUAAUGGUAGCUAGGUAGCUUUCUGGAGUCUUUGAAGUGGCUCGCAGGCAAAAGAUAAGCUAAGCUUUGAUGCUAGCUAGCAGAUAAGAGAUGGAGGGAUAUAACGUUAACUUGAGUGUGAUGAGAAAAGGUGCCUGGACUCGAGAGGAAGAUGAUCUUCUCAGGCGGUGCAUAGAGACUCUUGGGGAAGGAAAGUGGCACCAAGUUCCUUACAAAGCGGGCUUAAACAGGUGCAGGAAGAGCUGCAGACUAAGAUGGUUGAACUAUCUGAAGCCAAAUAUCAAGAGAGGAGACUUUACAGAGGAUGAAGUAGAUCUUAUAGUUAGACUUCACAAGCUUUUAGGAAACAGGUACUAA